Molecule: messenger RNA, 1297 nt
Organism: Bolinopsis microptera
Lineage: Eukaryota; Metazoa; Ctenophora; Tentaculata; Lobata; Bolinopsidae
Exons: 7
Coding region: 76-711 (211 amino acids)
Biological process (GO): regulation of exocytosis; protein secretion
Cellular component (GO): intracellular membrane-bounded organelle
Molecular function (GO): GTP binding; GTPase activity
Source: RefSeq, a predicted model, not a curated record
CACUCUUAGUGACAUGGUUUUAACAAUCAAGAGAACUUGAGUUCCUUCCUGACGAAUCUCCAGCCCAGAUGUAGCAUGGGUCAAGACAACCGUUUUAAAGUUGUUCUCCUCGGUGACAGCGGAGUGGGUAAAAGCACAAUGUUGUUGCAGUUUACGGAGAACCAGUCAUCACCAUCGAUAUCCACAACUAUUGGAAUAGACUACAAAAAGAGCACGAUGGUUAUUGAGAAUCAAGCUAUUGUCCUGGAUAUUUGGGACACAGCCGGUCAAGAAAGAUACAGAGCUCUUACCAGAAACCAUUUCCGGAAUGCUCAGGGAGUGGUACUGAUGUAUUCAGUAGACAACGAGCAGUCGUACCGGAGUAUAACUAGCUGGCAGACAGACAUAGAGCGUUACUGUCCACCCCAAACGAGGGUUCUCAUCAUUGGUAACAAGUGUGACCUAGCCACCAGAACAAUUCCUGUCGAGCAAGGACUUCUUGUGUCGAGCAGACUUGGGGCCCCCUUCAUGGAGAGUAGUGCUAAGGAAAAUGUCAACGUGAAAACUACAUUUCAUCUGUUAGCGAAGAUGAUGCUCGAUGAAAGAAAAGCGUCCGUCCAGUCUCGCAAUAUGGAACAGUUGUUAAAGGAGAAGUUGAUCAAACUCGACAAGUGUGACUGUUGCCAGAGAUCUAUAGAAAACACCUUCAGCCGUUGCUGCAGUAUCUUGUAGUCGAAAAGUCCCAUGUUUUCAACCAAAUCUUGAACAGUUGGGGGAACGAGUUAAUCCAAAGAAUGCGAUUCCUAAAUUGGUUGUCAUGAUUUCAGAAUUCAGAUAGGACGCAAAAUUGUGCGCAGAGUUAUUUUUUUUGGAAUUUAUUAGGAAACAAAUUUCUGUAGUUAAGGCAUUAACCAAAUGACAACAAUCUUACAAUAUAUUGAAAGUAGCGACUAAAUAUAAAAAGGGGAUAAAAUGCUUUACUAUUCUUGAAAUGCUUUACUUUACUUACUUAACUAUGAAGCUAUGAGCGUCAAGCCUCAAGAUUAAAAUGUGUGUAUGAUUAUAUUUGUAUUUGCGGAUGAAUAGCUUCAUAUGAAAGUUUAUAAAAUAUUUAAUUUAUUACUGAUUUCAUUUUUAAUUCAUACUUUAUAAGAUUGUAAAAUAUUCAAAAAAUUCAAAUUUUACUAUUUAUCGUUUUAUAAGUGAGGGUUGCACACCACAUAACGAAUAAUGAUUUUUGUGGGUUGGAUUUUGACAAACAGAUUUGAUCGUUUGACACAUUAUAAUCGAUUUUUAUGUUUUACGGAUGUUUUCAAUA